Messenger RNA from Puccinia triticina, 450 nucleotides. RefSeq lists its product as uncharacterized. The record is from RefSeq and is a predicted model, not a curated record. The coding region runs from base 1 to 450 and encodes 149 amino acids. The transcript is spliced from 3 exons. Lineage: Eukaryota; Fungi; Basidiomycota; Pucciniomycetes; Pucciniales; Pucciniaceae.
AUGUGCAAUUCCAAGCAAGACAAACCGUCGUCACCAGAACCGCCUUCCUCAUCUUUUUAUUAUCAUUUUGCAGCAGAGGAGAGAGAGAGCCAGCAAGAAAAGGGUGAUCGGGACUGUUUUCGGGCACCAUUGACGACUGGCGGUUAUUCUGACGAUUAUCCCAAUGACGGCGACAUCCGCGGGUCUAGACUGGGGAGGGCGAGGGCGACGGGCAACUGUGCGGUUCCGGGCGGAGACGUAUCCGGGGGUGGAGACAAUCAGGCUGAGGCCAAUGCGCGAGUGGAUCAGACCCUGUACAAGAUCCUUGAUGACUUUGACCUCAAGGCAACGCACUUCUGGAUCCUGGGCGAGCUCGGCUGGACAAUGCUGAAGGACAACAGUAAUAGCCUUUACAUUUCUGACUCGCCUUACGAUUCGUUUCCCGCAUCCCGCGAAAACUCUUGUAUAUAG